Poecilia latipinna (sailfin molly) is the source of this 2291-nucleotide messenger RNA. It is a transcript of the gene g6fl, whose product is annotated as g6f-like. Gene Ontology annotation, biological process: T cell activation; interleukin-15-mediated signaling pathway; positive regulation of ERK1 and ERK2 cascade. NCBI's taxonomy places the organism in Eukaryota, Metazoa, Chordata, Actinopteri, Cyprinodontiformes, Poeciliidae. The transcript has 10 exons. The record is from RefSeq and is a predicted model, not a curated record. Gene Ontology annotation, cellular component: membrane raft; external side of plasma membrane. Bases 104 to 1726 code for a protein of 540 amino acids. Gene Ontology annotation, molecular function: MHC class II protein binding; protein tyrosine kinase binding.
UUGAAAGAUACUCUGUGUUCUGAGGGGAAACUAAGAAAGGUCGCACUUUUGGAAAAAAGCAGCUGCAGCGAGACUUUUUCUUUCUUCUUUCUUCCAAUGUGUGAUGGAGUCUGGGUUUUUCUGCUUUAUUCUCGCUUCUUGCCUUGCAGUUUAUUCUUCUUACACAGUCAGCUCACACAGAGAGUGGGAUGAAGUUGUGAUGGUUGAACAAAACACAUCCGCCACCUUGGUCUGUACUGGUGCCAGACUCCGAGGCGACAUAUCCAUUAACUGGAAGGUGAAGUUGGUGGACACGGAUGAAUGGAAACUGAUUCUCUCAGCCAGCGAGAAGAAGAAGUUUUCCGGAGGUGCCUCGAAGCCAUCCAUGCGAUUGACUGACGACAACUUUCGAAACACGGGGGAUUUCUCGCUGGUUGUUUCACCCGAAGUGGCGGACGCAGGACUCUACUCGUGCCUCAUCCAGAAACAGGAGAGGAAAGUGAAGGAGAGGAUUUUCCUUUUGACAGUUCUCACAGUUGGCUUCUUUCCCCCUCCGCCCGUCCGUCAGUACAGCACCCUGCGGCUGUUCGCCAAAGCCAUUCCUGUCUUUUCUGUCUCUGAAAUCACCUGGACGGCACCUGGCGGCCUUCCCAUGAAGACAGAGAAGUGGCAAACCUCAGGCACAGUGACUAAAGUGCCGCAGGUCCAGAACGCCGACGGAGGGACUUACACCUGUACGGUUUACCCCCGGGAUAGCUCCAGCGGCGUGCUGGCUGUGCGUGUGGACGUGAGCGUCGACGCCAGCAAAGUGGCCUCGUUCACCAAUAUUUCACACGGAAAUGAGAUGUCCACUGCCACUCAGGCUCUAAAACCCGUCCUCCUGGCCUGUCCCAGCAGCCAGGGCGACUACGUCCGGCUUCACUGGCUUUCCCCAGACACGAACGAUUACAGCAAGAUAAAGAUAGUGUACGACUACGACCGCUGGAGGGGUCUCACCAAAACCCACAGCAACAAGCUCCGGCUAGCCGGUCCGCCGUACGACUCACAGGCUGGGAGCUUCUCCUUCCUACUCACGCCUGAUUUGAAAGAUGGAGGCCUCUACAUUUGCGAAGUGACUCUCAACGACGUCAUUUUCAGCCAGAGGACAAAACUCAGCGUACUGAAAGUGAAAACCAGCCUUUAUCCCUCGAAGCUGAAUCUGCUGUGCCUGUACUCGGAGCGCUCCAACAUUCGGGGCGCGAUGUGGAAACAUGACAAUAAGAGUCGGCGGCUGCAGAUAUCAAGCGGCGGCCCUGGCAGCAUCAGCACCACCCUGCCGCUGCCCAUCACCCCUGAUGUAGCCGGGAAUUACACCUGCUCCCUGCAGCUGAAAAACGGCCAGACCAUCCAGGCAGUUCAAGCUGUCACAGCGCCCCCAACAGAGAGUGUCACCCCCUCCUUCCUGCACCCUUCCCUCUCUGCUUUAUUACUCCUGGUGCCCCUGGUUUCAGCAGCUGUCGGCGUGUUGCUAUGGAGACAGAAACACAUUUCUGAUCACGGUAUUGAGCAGUCACUGUCUGUCCAGUCUGGUGAAGCGGAGAACAUCUAUGAGAAUCCAGAGGAUAUCAGACAGGCUCCUCCCCAGAGUUCAGUCUACAUGAUACGAGCAGUGUCAGGGCUGAUCACCUACCCACAUCUCAUCCCCAUCCAGCUGUCACAUCCUCUCUCUUCACAGCUGCAGCAAAAGGCCUUUUAUAAACAGGAGUAACUACUCAAUGUCAGAGUUGGGGACUUAAAGAAAACUUUUGAGCUUCACAGAAAUGCUAUUUAGGUUUUCCUUUACAAGCUUUCGCUCUUUAGAAGUUAUAGAAGCUCACAAACCUCUCCAGAAUGGAUGGUGGUUAAUAUUGCAUUGUAAAAUCUAAGCUAUCGUUUCCAGUGAAAAGGCUACAAAUAAAAAUAAUGCUUUAUGUUUAUCACAAAGGCAAUGUGUUAUCAGUGUGCAAUGUGGAUCUCUGUCUUAGUUUAUUUGAUUUGCAUGAGUGUAAAAUGAAUCUUUAUGAUUGUCUUACUGAGUGAAAUGAAACAACUGCUUAAAAAUACAGCUGUCCUAUUUUAAUUAAAACAUAUUGUGAUGCUUGAUCAUUUAAUUACUUUGUUGUUCAUUUAAUUUUUUUAUGAUGCAAACGUUUAAUUUUGCACUCAUAAUUAUUGCUGUCUGUUUUAGGAAAUGCUUUCAAAUUUUCAAUAAUUAUUGUUGCUUAACAAGCAAAUGCUCAAAUGUAUGUACAAAUAUUUAUGCAAAAUAAAUUUACCAUAUUUUUGCUGCCAAA